AUGGCGUCCGACUCCGCCGCGACGGUCGACGGCAGCGCGCUGGCGGGGCGGGCGCUGGCGGCCGCCGGGGCGCGGCACAUGUUCGGGGUGGUGGGCAUCCCGGUGACCUCGCUGGCCUCCCGCGCCGCGGCCUACGGCUUCCUCACGGGCCGCCCCGGCCUGCUCCUCACCGUCUCCGGGCCCGGCUGCGUCCACGGCCUCGCCGGCCUCUCCCACGCCACCGCCAACGCCUGGCCGCUCCUCAUGGUCUCCGGCUCCUGCGACCAGCGAGACGCCGGCCGGGGCGACUUCCAGGAGCUCGACCAGAUCGCCGCCACCAAGCCCUUCGCCAAGCUCGCCGUCAAGGCCGCCGCCAUCGCCGACAUCCCCCGCCUCGUCUUCCAGGCCCUCGCCGCCACCGUCGCCGGCCGCCCCGGCGGCUGCUACCUCGACAUCCCCUCCGACGUCCUCCACCAAACCCUCGCCGAAACUGAGGCGGCCUCCCUCAUAGCGGAGGCCGUGGCCGCGGCCGGUUCCGCCGAUCCGUCCCCGCCGAAACACAAGUCCCUGGACCAGGGCAUCGUGGAGGCGGCCGAGCUGCUCCGGCGCGCGGAGCGGCCGCUGGUUGUGGUCGGGAAGGGCGCGGCGUACGCCCGCGCCGAGGAGGCGAUCCAGAAGCUGGUGGACACCACCGGCAUCCCCUUCCUUCCCACUCCCAUGGGGAAGGGGGUCGUGCCGGAUGUGCACCCACUCUCCUCCACCGCCGCGCGUUCCCUCGCCAUUGGGCAGUGCGAUGUGGCGCUCGUCGCCGGCGCGAGGCUCAACUGGUUGCUUCACUUCGGUGAGCCUCCCAAGUGGUCCAAGGAUGUCAAGUUCAUACUUGUGGACGUUUCUGAAGGUGAAAUUGAGCUUCGGAAGCCCCAGGUCGGUCUGGUUGGGGAUGCAAAGAGAGUCGUUGAGCUCCUCAACAGGGAGAUCAAGGAUCAGCCAUUCUGCUUGGCGCGGUCGCACCCGUGGGUUGAUGCAAUCACCAAGAAGAGCAAGGAUAAUGUGCUUAAGAUGGAGGCACAGCUUGUGAAGGAUGUUGUGCCGUUCAAUUUCAUGACACCCAUGCGGAUCAUUCGUGAUGCGAUCCUUGCCGAGGGGAGCCCUGCUCCAAUAGUGGUCUCGGAAGGGGCCAAUACCAUGGAUGUUGGCAGGGCUGUGCUUGUGCAGAAUGAGCCAAGGACAAGACUGGAUGCAGGGACAUGGGGAACGAUGGGUGUUGGGUUGGGGUACUGUGUUGCAGCAGCAGUGGCUGAGCCAGAACGGCUCGUAGUUGCUGUGGAGGGCGACUCUGGAUUUGGUUUCAGUGCAAUGGAGGUUGAGACCUUGGUGAGGUACCAGCUGCCCGUUGUCGUCAUUGUGUUCAACAACAACGGUGUCUACGGUGGCGACAGAAGAGGCCCAGAUGAGUUAACAGGCCCCUACAAAGAUGACCCCGCGCCAACCUCCUUCGUUCCUGGGGCAGGUUACCACAAGAUGAUGGAAGCGUUCGGAGGAAAGGGUUAUCUCGUCGAGACACCGGACGAGCUAAGAUCUGCCCUCUCGGAGUCGUUCCACGCCAGGAAACCGGCGGUGAUCAAUGUCACCAUUGACCCAUAUGCAGGCGCGGAGAGCGGCAGGAUGCAGCACAAGAACUGA
Molecule: messenger RNA, 1662 nt
Organism: Triticum turgidum subsp. durum (durum wheat)
Lineage: Eukaryota; Viridiplantae; Streptophyta; Magnoliopsida; Poales; Poaceae
Source: the annotation of a GenBank genome assembly